GAAGGCGAUCAGAAGGCUGCGUUGUUUCCACUGUCCGGCACACUGGCACUACUACCACAGGAUGAUCUCCCGGGUAACUUGUAUGCGCGCUCACUUUGCCUUCAACUACGAGACUUUUCUUCUGCAUCUAAGAAAUCAAUAUUCUGAGCCCUCAUAGCCGUCACUGAUCACAUCUUCAUCAUAUGGCUCAAACUGCAAGUCCUCUCUAUGUGAACGACCACCCUGCCCGAGUCCAGCAUGCCCCCGACGCCCGGCGAGCUCGAGGACUGGUGGCUCAACCAAGGCCGCCUCGCGCUUCAAGAACUGCUCAACUGUUCGACACUGAGCCUCACGAGCCGUGAAGUCGGCUACGCUCAAGCUGUGCAGCGAAGACUGCGCGCCUUUGACGGCAAUGCUGUGCUACAUGAUCAGCUGCGAGCAGACUGGGAAGCGGCACACGCAACCAACGAGAUCCGCCACGAUGUGAAUCCGCGCAAGAAACUGCGAGAUGCCUGCCACCUUGUCUUCCGCCGAACAGACGAUGGAGGCAUUGACUAUGAUUGCGCCCUGGAGGGAUUGGGCUGGCUUGACAAGGCUGAGAGUCACCGCCAGCGCCUUCUCGCAUCAACAAGGGAAGCCAUGGCCAUAGAGUCAACUGUUGGUGAAAUUCGCGAGAGGAUAAUUUCAGAACUCCAGAUUACUACUUCUAAACGCUAUACCCAGUUCUACCUUGGAUUUCGCGCCUCCGUGCUUAUGCAAAACCUCGAGCAGAGUGCGCAAGGCUGUGUCGAUCUCAUAAAAACAAUGGCACUCCUCAACUCACUGUUCCCUUCAGUUACACAACUGGAGGAUGGUGUUGACGUUGCGCCCUCGCCCUGUUCCGCUGGCCUUUGCGAGAGCAUCCGCUUCACCAUCUUUCGCUACAUCCUCUCCCCCGAUGCAUUUUCCGCCAACAAGCUUAAAGAUAUCCGGAUCAAGCUCGUCAGCUGGUGCGGCAUGCCUGACUACGAACACGCCCGACAGAAUCUUGUCCGAUAUGUGGAAGAAACCAAGAAACUGGAAGAUGCGUGCUUCGAGGCCCUCGACGCUAUAGAGAAGCGCACAAAGACAUUGUCUGGAUCUAUUCGCACCACGUCAGAUGGCACGUCCUUGGUAUCCAUUCACUGUCCACACGACUCCGUGGACAGUGCCAAUCAGUCCUUCAUGGUCUCACCGGCCCCUCCAGUGCCCAAUGCCCUCCUCUUGGGGUUUUCUGGACGCGAGUUCCUCGCUGCAGAGACCGACCCCUGGGCCUUUGGCGUUGGCAAGGGCAAGCGGGAGUCCUGUCGACCGCUGUCACAGUGUGGCUUCGACGAGCACCCUCUAGCCCGCGAGCUGGACUUGACAUCCGCCGAGAAAGCGGCCCUCGGCCUCUUGAUCCCCAGAGCAGCGCCCUGUCAGAACACAAGCCCCAAGAAAACCCCCUUUCUUUCCAACAACCCUUCAGCAGCAGCAUCGAUACCCCCCAUCCCUCCCAUUCCCGAGUCAUUCCUGGAGCAGGGCAAAGUCUGGCAGAGACUCGCGCGCCGUAUACGCUCCAGGACGGACAUGCGAAGUGCAAGCGCCAGUGCCCAGCGCCAGCCCGUGCUCAAAUCGCAGAUAUCCGACCCUGCCUACAUCUCGAAGCGACGCACGCCUAGCCACGACAGUACGCCAAGUACACCCACGAACCCCUCGCCAUCGUACCGAACAUCGACACUAUCGCAGCAGUCCGAGCAGCGCAAUGUACGCUAUGGCCUCGCGCAGCCGCGCAUCUCGCCCUUGGAGUAUACACGCAUGUGGUUGUUGGAAAAGGUCAACGCUGCCAACGAGAACAGACCUUGCCAACUGCCCGCACCUGAGAAGGUUUGGCGCUGGACGGCUGGGUGGGAGAAGUUUCUCGUCCUUCCUGUUAUCCCUUCAUCUAUCAACCGGAUCCCCAGUAUCCUCGGCCCAUCCAAACGACAGAGAUCUAGCGACCCUCCUAAGGACAAGGUACCUGCUCAACUGUCGGAUCCAAGCUGUCCGCGCCUGUCCUUGAAUCUGGGCGCGCUUACCUCCCUUUUCCCGUCCACGAAUAAUCUGAUGGCUGUAGGGGAGUCACGCACUCCUGCUACGUCUCACUCGGCAGAUAUACCGUCAUCUUCAGAAAUCGAUGCUGCACCACCGAGAACAACGUCCAGUGACGGGUUUCCCCGUAACCAGAUUCGUAACUCGGCUGUCAUGGCCAGCAAAGGUCAUCGCAAAUCCAUGUCAACCGGUAGCAUUCUCACUGGAUCUGCCGAAGAGACUCUCCAUCUGCCUUCCAUUUUGUCUGGGGCCAUCGACCCAGGCGAUGCGUCGUCUAUGUACUCUCAAGACAGCCAGGAGACAGUCAUCCCGCCAAAAGACAUCGCCUACAGCAAGUCAAGUCCCGAGAAACUAGAAGAAGGCACUGAAAAUCACACCAUGGCCUACAGUCCCGGUUCGCUACAGGCGGAGGACGCUGCCAUGGAUACACCUAUGACCGGCUUCCCACUUGCUGCCAGCCGCGAAACCCUCACACGCAACGUACUGGACGGCGCCGAUGACUUCUUGAAUCCAGAAAGCGCUCACAAAACUCAGCUGACAGCGGCAUACUCUGCGCGGUCCAUGAUUGCUGAGUUGCAGCCGGCACCUCUACGACUCCCGUCCAGGUCGGACAAAAAGCCAACCUCAAGAGCAAACACCCCCGAGUCUACAACACCAGUUCUUUGUCCCUCUACGUCCAGCAUCCGUUCUGUGGAAUCUACUUCAGACACCACUGUCGAGAGCACGGCGGCCAACGAGCCGUCAGGCUUCACGCCGACCAAGGUUACCGAGCGCAGCCGCGAACCCCAGCACUCACCCACGAUCCCAGACUACGAGCCACGCUUCAAAAUCUGUAGAUCUACGCCCAGCGAGGAACGCCCCGCGACCCCAGACUCUUGCCAUGCGCCACGUAAUAGCUGCGACCGAAGCUCUUUCCUGCUUGAGCGCACCAAAGGCCGCGACGCCAUGACGAUCCUCCCUCGAUCGGACGCGCAGUACUUUGCCGACACGCGAGCGCCGAGUACCCAGCACCCGACGCCUGGCCGUCCUAAACACGUCCCCAUCAUGACUGCCUACUCAACCCUGCCGUCAAACAUGACAACGCGCGAGCGCCUAUCUCAGGCUGCUCCGCAUAACCCUCCUACUCCCCCUCGUGAGCCGCGCACACCAUCGUACACCUUUGGCAACCUCUUUCGUCGACGCAACCGCCCCAAGACACCGACCACCCCUUCGACGCACUACAAGCCGUUCGAGGACGUCCCAGAGGGUGGCUCCCUGCGCCGUCGUAAUUGCACCUUCUCCCAGAGCAGCGUGCACCCUGGCCAUCGCGAGUCACUCUACGAUGUCCGUCGUGCCCUGGAUGAGAACCCCGUGCCACCACUGCCACCAACGUCAACGUACAAGGGGAAGAAGCCCGAGGGCCUCAAAUUGGACACGGGGAGGAAACGACUUCGCAAGCCGCAGAGCAUGGAGUUGUUGAACAAGAUGAGCAACGGGGGGUUGAGGGUAGCAUUUCGACGCGGUUGA
This is a messenger RNA of Emericellopsis atlantica, 3573 nucleotides long. RefSeq lists its product as uncharacterized. The coding region runs from base 238 to 3573 and encodes 1111 amino acids. Lineage: Eukaryota; Fungi; Ascomycota; Sordariomycetes; Hypocreales; Bionectriaceae. The transcript is spliced from 4 exons. The record is from RefSeq and is a predicted model, not a curated record.